Molecule: messenger RNA, 318 nt
Organism: Quercus robur (English oak)
Lineage: Eukaryota; Viridiplantae; Streptophyta; Magnoliopsida; Fagales; Fagaceae
Product: ankyrin repeat-containing protein YAR1-like
Exons: 1
Coding region: 1-318 (105 amino acids)
Cellular component (GO): plasma membrane
Molecular function (GO): protein phosphatase regulator activity; protein phosphatase 1 binding
Source: RefSeq, a predicted model, not a curated record
AUGAUUGAGUUCCUCACUAAAGAGGAUCAAAACAUUUUGCACGUAGCUGCUAUGAAUGGGAAAGCCAAAAUGGUAGCUUAUAUGCUAAAAAUGCAUGAUCUUAAAGUUGAAAUGUUUGUCAAUAAUGAAGACAAAAAUGGAAACACCCCUUUACAUUUGGCUACCACGAAAGGGCAUCUUGACAUUGUUAGCGUUUUGGCACGGGACAAAAGAGUUCGUUUAAAGUCUUUGAAUAAAGAUGGCAAGAGAGCGCUAGACAAUGCAAUGAAAUACAGUGGGGAGGGUCCCUCAAUUAAAGAGGAAUGUGAACAAUAUUGA